AUGGCUGGUCUGAACGUGUCCCUCUCCUUCUUCUUGGCCAUCAUCGCUCUUUGCCAGGCGGCCAGGAGGGCGUCUAAGGCCCUGCUCCCGGCGGGCACCUACAACAGCUUUGCCCGAGAGGCAGCAGGCGCGGCCCAGCUGGGGGCCUGCUGCCUGGAGCUGAGGGUGCUGGUGGAGCUGGGGCCCUGGGCCGGGGGCUUCGGCCCCGACCUGCUGCUGACUCUGCUCUUCCUGCUGUUCCUGGCACACGGGGCCACCUUCGACGGCGCCUCAGCCAACCCCGCCGUGUCUCUGCAGGAGCUCCUGCUGGCCGAGGCCUCUGUGCCCAGCACACUGCUGAAGCUGGUGGCCCAGGCGCUGGGCGUGCAGGCAGCCUGCACGCUGACCCAGCUCUACUGGGCCUGGGAGCUCAGCGACCUGCACAUCCUGCAGAACCUCAUGGCCGCUCACUGCAGCUCUGCCCUGCGCACCACCGUCCUCCACGGCACCCUGGUGGAAGGCGCCUGUGCCUUCUUCUUCCAUCUGACCCUCCUUCGCCUCCAGCACAGUCUUCCCAUCUACAGGGUGCCAGCCGUGGCCCUGCUGGUCACCAUCCUGGCCUACACAGCUGGGCCCCUCACGUCCGCCUUCUUCAACCCUGCCCUGGCCGCCUCGGUCACCUUCCACUGCUCGGGGCACACCUUGCUGGAGUACACCCAGGUGUACUGGCUGGGCCCUCUGACAGGGAUGGCGCUGGCUGUCUUGCUGUAUCAUGGCCAUCUCCCCCGCCUUUUCCAGAGGAACCUGCUCUACAGCCAGAAGAACAAGUACCGAACCCCCAGAGGGAAGCCAGCCGCAGGGCCUGGAGACACCCAGAUGUCAGCAGAGGGGUGCAGAGUCCAGGAGCCUGGGCAGCGGGGGGUGGGGCGGCAGCUGCCGGGCUCCAGUGGGCAUGGUCCCUGUGAGCGCCCUCCUGGAAGUGCUGCUGCUCUGUCCGAGCCCCAGCCUCCUCCCCUCCUGGGAGUGGCCACCCUGUAA
Messenger RNA from Rhinolophus ferrumequinum (greater horseshoe bat), 1017 nucleotides. RefSeq names its product aquaporin-12-like. The record is from RefSeq and is a predicted model, not a curated record. Gene Ontology annotation, molecular function: channel activity. NCBI's taxonomy places the organism in Eukaryota, Metazoa, Chordata, Mammalia, Chiroptera, Rhinolophidae. Gene Ontology annotation, cellular component: membrane; cytoplasm. Bases 1 to 1017 code for a protein of 338 amino acids. Gene Ontology annotation, biological process: transmembrane transport. The transcript has 4 exons.